GAGUUUCCCCUGAGAACUGAGCAUAUGGCGUUUUCCGAACGUGGUCGUUUAUAAGCCGUGAGGGGAGUCAUUCAUCCAGACACAUUACACACUGAAGAUGGCUUCGGUUUGGAGUCUGGCGUUUACCUUGGUCGUCGUGGGUUUGGGUUUCUGCCACGGCAAGUUAUGCAUUCCCGACUGCUCGGAAAUGAGGGAGGGCGACAAGGUCCCUGACCCUACUAACUGCUUCCGUUAUUACUACUGCAGCGACCCCGAAGGCACAGGCGAGCUGAUCCACUCCUCUGAGCCUUUAGACUGUCCUGAAGGGUAUUAUUUCAACGCUGAGCUCCAUAUAUUAGAAUGUGAACCAAUCGUCCCAGAAAAUAUGCACUGCACCGCUCUAUGUAACCCGUGUGAGGUGAAAUGUACAGCGCCAGGUACGCUCAUUCCGAAUGUGAAUGACUGCGGAAUGUACAAGAUCUGCCUGGACGACGGGAGCUCGAUCGACGACUAUUGUCCCAACAAUCUGCCUUAUUUCGACUACGAAGCAGGCCUCUGCUCUCAAGACCCAGGUAACUGCUACAGUCUCUGUGACGCCUGCGAUCUCUACUGCACGCAUGAAGGCAAAGUCCCUGACCCUCACGACUGCACGAUGUACUAUUACUGCGACCCUCCCCUUCUCUCUCACUUCGAGUGUCCGAAUGACGAGACGUUCAACCCGGACACCCUGGUCUGCGAGAAGAAUCCGACGGGCAAUUGUACCAACUUGUGUUAAAAAGAUAUUCCGGUUU
Messenger RNA from Penaeus chinensis, 770 nucleotides. RefSeq lists its product as uncharacterized. Gene Ontology annotation, cellular component: extracellular region. The coding region runs from base 98 to 754 and encodes 218 amino acids. Gene Ontology annotation, molecular function: chitin binding. The transcript is spliced from 4 exons. Lineage: Eukaryota; Metazoa; Arthropoda; Malacostraca; Decapoda; Penaeidae. The record is from RefSeq and is a predicted model, not a curated record.